GGAGUAUUUUCCAUUUUGCCAUCAAUGGCGCUACAGAGACAACCUAGUGAUCUGAAAAACAGAGUGAAUACUUGUCUCAAUAGAUUAUCUGACCGUGAUACUCUCACCGUUGCUACGAAUGAGCUGGAGUCUAUAGCUAGGAGUCUUAACAGUGAAGGUUUUGGUGCAUUUUUGACUUGUAUUUCGAGUACGGACUCUUCCGAUAAAUCACCGGUGCGUCGGCAAUGUGUUCGGCUUAUCGGCGUACUCUCAGCGUCUCACGGAGAUGCUUUAUCACCGCAUCUAGCGAAAAUGCUUUCUACUGUACUCCGGCGACUUCGUGACCCUGACUCAGCUGUUCGCUCUGCUUGUGUAGAAGCUGUUUCCUCCAUUGCGUCGGAAAUUACUCAACCGCCGUUUUCGUCUAUUUUGAAGCCGUUAAUCGAUGCUAUUAUGCACGAGCAGGAUAAUAAUUCGCAGAUCGGAGCUUCGCUUUGCCUUGCUGCGGCAAUUGAAGCAUCACCUGAUCCCGAGCCGGCGGAGCUGAAGAAAAUGUUGUCGAAGCUCAUGAAAUUGGUGAAGAAUGAUUCCUUUAAAGCCAAACCGGCGUUACUGUCGCUCAUUAGUAGUAUUGUUAGUGUUGGUGGUGCUUCCAAUAAGAAUGUAUUGAAUAGCUUGGUUCCAAUUACAGCUGAGUUGUUGAGUAGUGAAGAUUGGACUGUGCGGAAGGCUGCGGCGGAGACAUUGGGACGGUUGGCUGUUUCCGAGAAAGAGUUGUUGUCAGAGUUGAAGGCGUUCUGCAUCACGUCAUUGGAUAGCAGAAGAUUCGAUAAGGUGAAGGUUGUGAGAGAGACAAUGAAUCGGGCGUUAGAAUGGUGGAAGGAAGUUCCAGGUGCUUCAGAUGAUGUUUUGCCUCAAUUACAAUCCAAGUUUCCACAGAAAGAUUGUGUUAGUGGUGCCUGUUCUCCAACUCCUUCCAAAAGUUCGAGUGAGACAGCUACGGAAACCCCUCAGCCAAAGAAAGCAAUCCGCUCAACCAAGUCACUUGCAUCCAGUAGUUCUUCCUCGAUCACCUCCCAGAAAAAUAGUUCUAUUAGGUUCCGCCGCACAAAAUCAAAUGUUACGAGCUCCUGUAAGCUGGAUUUUAGAAAAUCCCCUGAUGCAAAAGCAAAGCACACUGUUUCACAGGCUUCUUCGUUGGAGGUAGCUUGUGAAGAACAGAAGAGUCAAAAUCUUAGAGUUCAAGGUUCAGUGGAUUCAGUUAGUUGUAGCAGUUCAAACUCAGAAGUAAAGUCAACUCUAUUCAACAGACCACCGGAUGAGAAGUUCCACAGAUAUGGUAAUUCACAGUUUGGGUCUCGGGUUAUUCCGCUCUUUGAGGACUACAAUGACAACAUGGAUGUACCUGAUGAAAACAUCAACGAAGAUGCACUCUUGAGUCAUAGAGAGUACGAGAAUUUCUGUUCUGUCAGCAAACAGCUUGUUCAGAUUGAAAAUCAACAGUCCAGUUUGUUAGACCUCCUGCAGGGAUUUAUUGGCAGCUCACGAAAUGGAAUGAAUUCCUUAGAGAAACGUGUAAAUGGUUUGGAGAGAUUACUUGAUGAAAUGCAAUAUGAUUUGGCAAUAACAACAGGGAGGAUUUCAGAUACUGAUUUUACAGGAAGUACAUGCGGCAUGAUCCCUCGUGCAGAAUUUUUAGGUCCUAAGUUUUGGAGAAGUCCAGAAGGGCAAAAUUCACAAUCAAGAAUAUCCUUCUCCACUGGGAGCCAGGAUGUAGUGUAUAGUCAGCCAGAAACGUAUGCUACCAAGCAGAACAAGAAUAUAUCUUCAGCAAAGCAGUUUAGUAUCAAUCAGAAUGAAGCAUUACGUUCUUUCUCUGGUAGAAGAAAAGAGAGAACAGCUCGAGAUGGCGAAACUGCAGGUUUUUGUCAUGUCAGUAGGCAUAACGGAACUUCAUUCACAAAUUGCAUACAGCAGCAAAAUUGAGCCUUAGGUGAUUGUUUUCUUUAGCUUGACAUGAUGAUUGUUUGAUUAUUGAAGACAUACUUGUCUGUUGUCUCUAAUCAUCGCAAUACUUAAAAGUCUUCUAUAAUAUUAUAAGUUUGAAUAAAUGGUUCGCGCUCUCAUCAACUUUUGUAGAUUCUUCUUUCA
Molecule: messenger RNA, 2130 nt
Organism: Solanum verrucosum
Lineage: Eukaryota; Viridiplantae; Streptophyta; Magnoliopsida; Solanales; Solanaceae
Product: TORTIFOLIA1-like protein 4
Exons: 4
Coding region: 25-1965 (646 amino acids)
Cellular component (GO): microtubule
Molecular function (GO): microtubule binding
Source: RefSeq, a predicted model, not a curated record